AGCACUUCACGGAGGGAGACAGAGCAGAAGCCUUGAGCCCUUGGCUGUUGGGGUGGGCGGACUGACUCACUUAGCCCCCUCCCUAGGACCGAUGGGGCAGCCCCCACGCCCAUGGGCGCUGGCACCCUGUCAGGCCCCUGGGUUUCGGAAAAGGAAGCUGCGGCCCCGCCGCGCCUGACCCAAACUGGCUGAGGAUGCGCUCUGCGCGCUGGGACCCGCCGGCCCCCGGGCGGGGAGGAGAUGUUUAGGCAGCGAGCCCCCAGAGCAGGCUCGCUCCCGCGGCCGCCUGCUGGGGCCACCCUGACCGCGGGCCCGCCAGGACGCCCCUGCUCGCGGCGCCCCUCCCGGGGCCGUGGCGCGUCCCCCGAGUCUCGCAGUAUUUCCUUCCUGCACCUUUAAGAAGACCGUUGCUCCGUGGUGGGAUGGUGUGUUAAAGCCACACAGAGGAAGUUACGCAGCCCGGAUCAGACCGAGAGAUAAAAGCCCCGAUGGUGAUCGUGAGUGAUGGCAAGAGGAUUUGGCCUCGGCUUUAACUUGGAGCUGAGUGCAGGGGGGCAGUGAAGCGCCCAGCCAUCUGGCCCGCGCCGCGCGGGGGGAUGCCCCGGCGCCCCGACGAGCAGCCGCGAAGCCCACCCAGGCCGGGGGCUGCCCGGCGCCCGAGCCUGGGUCCUCUCCGAGCCGCCCAGGGGGGCCAAAAAGUUUGCACUUGUUAGCGCCUAUCUCCCGCUCGCCCGGGGCGGGCGAUGCGGGCGGUGCGGGCGGCCCCCUCCCCCUGCCCGCGUCUCCGGGACGGCUGCGGGCGGCCCCCCCGGCGGCCGGAGGGCUCCCCAGCCCGACUCUGACGGCCGCAGCGGCGGCGGCCACAGCGGCGGCGGGAGCGGCGCGGGGAAGGACCACCGGCUUGCAGCCCUCCGGCCCUCGCCCCCACCCAGCGCCGGCCAGCGGGGGGAGGCGGAGCGCCAGCGGGUGGCGGUCCUCGGCCUCCCGGGUCCCCGCUCCGGGAAGCUGCUCCGAGCCGGGGGCUUCGGUGACCAUGCAGGCUUUCCCGGGCCCAGGAGCCACUUACAGCAGCCCAGCAAGGGCUUGGAUGCAAAAGUUAUUCGGUAGCGGCUGUUACUAGCGGAGGACUGGAGUCGCCAGAGAGGGGAGUGUGUUUGUGUCUGGGUGGAGAAUGGGGUUUCGUGGAAACAUAGCUAACUCUUCAGGGUCCUUCUAUGUGCAGUGGCUGAAGAGGAUAUCAGGUGUUGUUGCUAAUGAGCUCUCCUCCCCUCUUACAAUGAAAGGCAAGCCAGACCCUGGGUACCUGGACGGAUGGAGAGCUGAAGCCCCAGAAACUUCAUAAUAAGUUGCCGAUGGCUACCAGCCAAGGCCACAGGCUUGUUUUGCAGUAGUGGUGAGCACAUCACACACGAAGGGCCUUUUAAAGACCUGGAUUGAUUGGAAGGACAAAAAUUAAAGGCAAUGUGAUCCGGCCCCAUGCCAGAUCCCUGUGGAUUUCCUCCCUAUCCCAUUUCCACCCACUGUCACAAUUUGAGAGUCUGCCUGAUUUGAUCAGAUUCACCUCUGGGAGAGGUACAAUGCCAAGGUCAGGAGGACGCCAAGUUACGGGCAACUUUUUGAUCUGCCCAUCAGCAGUCUGAGAAACGCUGGCUCUGAGUUUUCCGUCUCGGCCUCUUGGAAAAAACAAGUUCCUCGUCGUCUGCAACCCGGCAGUGCUCGAGUCCCUGGGACAUCCAGCCUCCGUCGCCUGGUAGAUGUGGCAUUUCCAUGCUGAGGCUGAGAGUCCCACCUCACCCCAUCGCUGACUGUCCAGGGCCCCUCUGGGCCGUGCCCCUGCGGACUGCACAGCCAUGCUGCACCUCCUGGCGCUUUUCCUGCACUGCCUCCCACUGGCCUCUGGGGACUAUGACAUCUGCAAAUCCUGGGUGACAUCAGACGAGGGCCCCACCUGGGAAUUCUAUGCCUGCCAGCCCAAGGUGAUGCGCCUGAAGGACUAUGUCAAGGUGAAGAUGGAGCCCCCAGGCAUCACAUGCGGAGACCCCCCUGAGAGAUUCUGCUCCCAUGAGAACCCCUACCUGUGCAGCAACGAGUGUGACGCUUCCAACCCGGACCUGGCCCACCCGCCUCGGCUCAUGUUUGACAAGGAGGAGGAGGGCCUGGCCACGUACUGGCAGAGCGUCACGUGGAGCCGCUACCCGAGCCCGCUGGAAGCCAACAUCACCCUUUCGUGGAACAAGAGCGUGGAGCUGACGGACGACGUGGUGGUGACCUUCGAGUACGGUCGGCCCACCGUCAUGGUCCUCGAGAAGUCCCUGGACAAUGGGCGCACGUGGCAGCCCUACCAGUUCUACGCGGAGGACUGCAUGGAGGCCUUCGGCAUGCCCGCGCGCCGGGCCCGCGACCUGUCGUCCUCCGGCGCCCACCGCGUGCUGUGCACCGAGGAGUACUCGCGCUGGGCAGGCUCCAAGAAGGAGAAGCACGUGCGCUUUGAGGUGCGGGACCGCUUUGCCAUCUUCGCCGGCCCCGACAUGCGCAACAUGGACAACCUGUACACGCGGAUGGAGAGCGCCAAGGGCCUCAAGGAGUUCUUUACCUUCACCGACCUCCGCAUGCGGCUGCUGCGCCCGGCGCUGGGCGGCACGUAUGUGCAGCGGGAGAACCUGUACAAGUACUUCUAUGCCAUCUCCAACAUCGAGGUCAUCGGCAGGUGCAAGUGCAACCUGCAUGCCAACCUGUGCUCUGUGCGCGAGGGCAGCUUGCAGUGCGAGUGCGAGCACAACACCACCGGCCCCGACUGCGGCAAAUGCAAGAAGAACUUCCGCGCCCGGUCCUGGAGGGCUGGUUCCUACCUGCCGCUGCCCCACGGCUCUCCCAACGCGUGUGCCGCUGCAGGCUCCUCCGUUGGCAAGUGGACCAGGCCAUCUACAGCUGCCCCCCUCGGGGAGAGCCCCUCCUGGCCCCAGGUGUCCUCCAGUGCACAAGCUGUGGGCACCUCCACUGCUGCCCAUGCCCCCGCCAAGGCCUCCAAACCUUUCCAACUCAGGCCCAAACCUCCUCAAGUGAUGCCUAUUGAAGAAUUCCAAGACUGCGAGUGCUACGGCCACUCCAACCGCUGCAGCUACAUCGACUUCCUCAACGUGGUGACCUGCGUCAGCUGCAAGCACAACACGCGAGGCCAGCACUGCCAGCACUGCCGUCUGGGCUUCUACCGCAACGGUUCCGCCGAGCUGGACGACGAGAACGUGUGCAUCGAGUGUAACUGCAACCAGAUAGGCUCCGUGCACGAUCGAUGCAACGAGACCGGCUUCUGUGAGUGCCGCGAGGGGGCGGCGGGGCCCAAGUGCGACGACUGCCUUCCCACGCACUACUGGCGGCAGGGCUGCUACCCCAACGUGUGCGACGACGACCAGCUGCUCUGCCUGAACGGCGGCACCUGCUUGCAGAACCAGCGCUGCGCCUGCCCGCGCGGCUACACCGGCGUGCACUGCGAGCAGCCUCGCUGCGACUCCGCUGACGACGACGGCAGCCUGGACUGCGACCGCGCGCCCGGGGCCGCGCCGCACCCCGCCACCCUGCUCGGCUGCCUGCUGCUGCUGGGACUGGCCGCCCGCCUAGGCUGCUGAGCCCUGCCGGGGGACCCGCGGCCAGUGAGAGCGGGUCCGCGCGCCCUGCGCCCUGCGCCCAGGGGCCCGAGGCUCCGGGGGCCCGGGGGCCGGCCUCCGUGGCGCGGCGGCGAGAAGAGUGCAGCCGGAGCUGCUCCCAGGUGCUACUCAGCAGAGUCCUCUGCUCUCCUCCCGCCCGACUCCGCGGCACCUGCCCCGCCCUGGCUCUACAGCAGGGGGCGCUGUGGGGCCCUCGCCCCAGCGCCCUGUGAUUUGGGUCUUAGUUUUUCUAUUACCCUUCGCCCCUUGUCCCUUUCCGGUUUUAUUUUAAAUGUUUUUUGCUGGCGGUGAGACUGGGUGGGGAGAAACGCUGCUCACCCAACACCCCCAGGUUCACACACACACACACACACACACACACACACACACACACACACACACACGACUGUUGCAGACCCCCUGCGCCUAUCCCUGGCUUAUCAUCAGCCAGCGGACUCAGAACUCCAGUUGCCUACAACUCUAGUCGCUGACUUGAUUCUCUUUUAUAUUCUUUCUCAGUUUUCCUUUGCAACCCACCAGACCCCAGGCCUGGUGACCAAGGAACUCGCCGUCUGGGGGAGGGAGUUAGGAAGGAGGGUUGGGAGGGCUGGAAACUUCGUUUUGUAGAGAACUAUUUUUGUUUGUAUUAACCGUACCCUGUAAGAAGGGACAUGCGCGGGAAGCUGGUCGCCACGGGGUGCUUGAUGGUGUAUAAUCCGACAGAGUAAAAAAUCUGCUCACUGCUGCCUCCAGGGCCUGCUUCCUUUCUGUGUUCAUUUGGGAUUUAAAGAGGAGCCCCAAAAUAGCCUUAAAGAAACAAUAUCACUUUCAGGCCACCGUCCCCCAGGCUCCCUCACUGCUUGGCCAGGUGUGGCCAUGCCAGUGACCACAUGCUCCCCAAACUUGGGGAUUGUCUCCCUCCUUUCCUUAAAAUAAACAAAAAAAAAAAAACCAAAAAAAAACCCAAACGGAGUUUAUUGCAGUUUUCCUCAGCUGUCCUCAAAUUUAACAGCACACAGUGGACGCUGAUGUAGUUGCUAUGAAGUCCAAGGGACACGGCCAGCCCGGCUUUCUGUUGGGCUGUGACUUCCAGACCCGGUUUCCAUUGUAAAUCAGAAGGGUGGUGUGGCCUCAGACCUGCUGGGCCCCAAGCCUCAGGCCCAGUGUCUGCUGCCACUGCCUCUUUCCAGAGGCCCCUGCUGGCCGAGAGUCCCAAGGAGGGAUGGCCAAGGGGACGUAGGAACAGUGUGAAGUUGUGAGAGGAAGCUCUGAAGAAUGGGGCCCAUCGUCUGAGGCCCUUGGCUAGGGAGGGUGCACUGGGUCUGUCCAGCCCUCGGGGGUGGCACUCCGGAUUUCCCUCCCUACAUACUUCCUUCCUCAAGCCAGGAAGACUCCCAGGGCCGCGAAUUCAGUUCUGGAUCCUCACGGCUCCUACAGCCCCCGCCUGCAGUCACCCUCUGGCACCGGCUUCUGCCAGCAGCAGCCACUCUUUCCAGGCUGGGAAGCUUAGACCUGCCACACGCUCUCAAGGCCCCAAGACAAUGCUAAGACUGAGUUUAACAAAACUUGGCCUUGAGGAUGAUGAGAUUACAAGACGGCAAAGGGGCGCUACAGCUGACAUUAACUACAACUAGCUGCAUCUCAAGGCCAAGCACCCCCAGCUCCCAGCCCCAAUGCCAGGUGGCAGGGUCACCUCCCAGCCCCCAAAGGAAGUGCCUUCUGUCAGGUCCCUGUGGCUUUACCACCUUCCUUAUUGACAGAACCCUACUACCCCCAGCUGGGGCUCCUUGUGCACAGGAGUGGCCAUGUGACAGUUCUGACCAAUGAAAUGUAAGCAGGAGUGAUGGGUGGGGCUUCCAGGAAGUUCCCCAGAAAACUUCCCUCCCCCAACUCCCCAAGCCUCAGUUGGCCGAGUUUUGGGUCCUGGCUUUUCUCUCUCAACUCUCCCCCUAGUGCUGAGUCAGCAGGGCUGGAGGGAGGGGCCCCCUGGUAACCCUGGGUGGAGCCAAGAAGGUAGAUGCUGCUUUUCUAAGGACCUAGCAAAGCCAGGGACCAGCGCUGGCUGCCGACCUCCGCACUUCUCAAUGUGUGAGAAAAAUAAACCUUGAUGUGCAAAA
Hipposideros armiger (great roundleaf bat) is the source of this 5758-nucleotide messenger RNA. It is a transcript of the gene NTNG2, whose product is annotated as netrin G2. Lineage: Eukaryota; Metazoa; Chordata; Mammalia; Chiroptera; Hipposideridae. Gene Ontology annotation, biological process: tissue development; axonogenesis; animal organ morphogenesis. The coding region runs from base 1851 to 3623 and encodes 590 amino acids. The transcript is spliced from 13 exons. The record is from RefSeq and is a predicted model, not a curated record.